This is a messenger RNA of Podarcis raffonei (Aeolian wall lizard), 5469 nucleotides long. It is a transcript of the gene POLR1A, whose product is annotated as RNA polymerase I subunit A. Lineage: Eukaryota; Metazoa; Chordata; Lepidosauria; Squamata; Lacertidae. The coding region runs from base 120 to 5258 and encodes 1712 amino acids. The transcript is spliced from 34 exons. The record is from RefSeq and is a predicted model, not a curated record. Gene Ontology annotation, molecular function: DNA-directed RNA polymerase activity; DNA binding. Gene Ontology annotation, biological process: DNA-templated transcription. Gene Ontology annotation, cellular component: RNA polymerase I complex.
UCCAUCUCCUCCUCCCCUCUUCACACGUGCGGCCCUCGCCCUCAGGCUCCUUCCCGUGUCUCUCUUCCUCCUCCUCCUCCUCGCAGGGGCGGCGGGCGGCGACCCCUCUUCCCGAGGCCAUGGCGGCGGCGAAGGAGGCGCCGUGGCGGCGGCUGACGGGCCUGUCGUUCGGGAUGUACACGGAGGAGGAGAUACGGAAUCUGAGUGUAAAAUCUAUAACCAACCCACUUUUUCUGGAUAAUGCGGGUACUCCAUCACCAAAUGGACUGUACGAUUUGUCUUUGGGGCCAACUGACAACAAAGAAGUGUGUGCUACUUGCACACAGGACUUCAACAACUGCCCAGGUCAUCUGGGUCACAUAGAACUGCCCCUCACUGUCUACAAUCCUCUCUUUUUUGAUAAAUUAUUCCUUUUGAUACGAGGUUCCUGCUUGAGCUGUGGCCACCUGACGUGUCCACGGGCUGUGAUUCAUUUACUGCUUAACCAGCUGAAGCUUCUGGAAGUGGGGUUGCUUCAAGCAGCCCAUGAUCUUGAGGCCGUCCUAAGCAAGUUUUUAGAUGACAAUGCAGACGCACCAGGUGCAGAUGUGGAAGAAGUGCUGAGUUUGCACACAAAGGAAUUGCUCCAAAAUAACCAAUUCAGAGAACAUGGUGCACAUGUAAAAAAUGUAUGCGAGUAUAGAAGUAAACUUAUCUCCCAGUUUUGGAAAUCACACAUGGGCUCAAAGAGAUGUCCAAACUGCAAAGCGGGAAGAUCACUUGUCCGAAAAGAGCACAAUAGCAAGCUCACUGUGACUUACCCUACCACGGUAAUCAAGUCAGGCAAACAGGUGGUUGUGGAGGAAGCAGCAACCAUAGAUGAAACCCAGCUGGGAAAACGUGGCUAUAUGACACCUGCUAUUGCCAAAAAACAUGUUGAAGCCUUGUGGAAGAAUGAAGGUUUUUUCCUUUGCAAGCUUCUCUCUGGCAUGACAGCCAUUGGCGAUUCAAGUUUCAAUCCUGAUAUGUUCUUCCUCGAUAAAAUUGUUGUUCCACCUUCCAGAUAUCGUCCCGUGAAUCGCAUUGCAGACCAGAUGUUUGCAAAUGGUCAGACCGUGAACUUGCAAGCUGUGAUGAAGGAUGCUCUUCUGACUCGGAAACUGCUGGCUUUCAUAGCUCAGGAACAAUGUCAGUCAAUGCAAAUUGAAGAAGGAGACCUGAAGACGAUAAACACAGAUAAACAGCCUGUGGAGCUCCUGGACCGUUCUGUCUUGGUGACGAUCCCAGGGCAGACUACUGCAGAUAAGCUUUACAACAUUUGGAUUCGUCUUCAGAGCCAUGUAAAUAUUGUGUUCGACAGUGACAUGGAUAAGUUAAUGUCUGAAAAGUACCCUGGUGUACGUCAGUUUCUGGAGAAAAAGGAUGGCCUGUUCCGCAAGCAUAUGAUGGGAAAGCGAGUGGAUUAUGCAGCUCGGUCAGUCAUUUGCCCUGACAUGUACAUUCGGACCAAUGAAAUUGGCAUUCCUAUGGUGUUUGCUACCAAGCUGACUUAUCCUCAGCCUGUAACUCCCUGGAAUGUCCAAGAAUUGAGGCAGGCGGUCAUCAAUGGUCCCAAUGAGCACCCAGGUGCUUCCAUGGUUAUCAACGAAGAUGGGUCUCGCACGAUACUGAGCACAGCCAGUCAGACCCAGAGGGAAGCCAUAGCCAAGCAACUUCUGACUCCUUCCACAGGGGCACCGAAACCAGGGAUAAAAAUUGUGUGCCGCCAUAUUAAAAACGGAGAUGUCCUUUUGCUGAAUCGGCAGCCUACCCUUCACAGACCCUCCAUCCAAGCUCAUCGAGCCAGGAUCCUGCCCGAAGAGAAGGUCCUGAGGCUUCACUAUGCCAACUGCAAAGCCUACAACGCUGAUUUUGACGGCGACGAAAUGAACGCCCACUUCCCUCAGAACGAACUGGGCAGAGCUGAGGCCUACGUCCUGGCGUGUACUGACGAACAGUAUCUUGUCCCCAAGGAUGGGCAGCCGCUGGCAGGUUUGAUCCAAGAUCACAUGAUCUCUGGUACCAGUAUGACCACACGGGGCUGCUUCUUCACUAGAGAACAGUAUGUGGAACUUGUGUAUCAAGGGCUGGUAGACAAAAAAGGAAUGGUGAAGCUUCUCCCUCCGGCCAUUAUAAAGCCGCAACACUUGUGGACAGGGAAGCAGGUUGUUUCUACAUUGUUAAUAAAUGUAAUUCCAGAGGAUCACAUUCCACUGAACUUGCUUGGGAAAGCCAAGAUUGAUGGGAAAGCCUGGGUGACAGGCUCUGCCAGUAGAAUUCAUGGAUCGGGUCUUGCCUUUAUGUGCGAAUCGCAGGUUGUCAUCAGAAAUGGAGAGCUACUCUGUGGGGUGUUGGAUAAAGCUCAUUAUGGUAGCUCUGCCUAUGGGCUAGUCCACUGCUGCCAUGAGGUCUACGGUGGUGAGACUGGUGGAAAGGUGCUCACAGCUCUGGCUCGGCUCUUCACUGCCUACCUGCAGUUCUACAGAGGUUUUACAAUGGGAGUUGAAGAUAUCUUGGUCAAACACCGGGCAGACCACAAGAGGCGCAGGAUCAUUAAAGAAAGCACCCGGUGUGGUACAAAGGCUGUUCAAGCUGCGUUUAACUUGCCUCAAACCUCAUUGGAUGAGGAGGUCCGAGGGAAGUGGCAAGACGCCCAUCUUCACAAAGACCAGAGAGAUUUUAACAUGGUCGAUCUGAAAUUCAAAGAGGAAGUCAACCAUUACAGCAAUGAGAUUAACAAGGUGUGCAUGCCUCUUGGACUUCACCGGCGUUUCCCAGAGAAUAACUUGCAGCUGAUGGUGCAGUCAGGAGCCAAAGGUUCUACUGUGAAUACUAUGCAGAUUUCUUGCUUGCUGGGCCAGAUUGAGUUGGAAGGUCGAAGGCCUCCCUUGAUGCCAUCCGGCAAAUCGUUGCCAUGUUUCCAACCUUAUGACUUUCCCCCCAGGUCAGGGGGGUUUGUGGCUGGCAGAUUCCUCACUGGCAUUAAACCGCCCGAGUACUUCUUCCAUUGUAUGGCUGGUAGGGAGGGUCUAGUGGACACAGCUGUCAAAACCAGUCGGUCUGGAUACCUUCAAAGGUGUAUCAUAAAACAUUUGGAAGGGCUGAUAGUUCACUAUGACCUGACUGUGCGAGACAGCGAUGGCAGCCUAGUCCAGUUUCUCUAUGGAGAAGAUGGCCUAGACAUCCCCAAGACACAGUUCUUGCAUUCAAAGCAGUUCCCUUUCAUCACGGAUAACCACAAGGUGAUAGAGAAAUCAAAGCAUUUGGAUGAAGUGUUGCCGAAAAUGGACCCCCAGCAAGCAAACAGCCAGUUCAGAUCCAUCAAGAGAUGGCAGAGCAAGCAUCAGCAGUCUUUGAGGAGGGAAGGAGGCUUUUUGCUGUUUUCUCAGGAAAUGUUGGCUAGUGUAAAAGCACAGAUCCCUGCAGGAGAACUUGUGAAUGGGCGAGAUCCUGCAACUCUGCAGUUGUUAAAGAUGUGGUAUGAAUUGAGCGAGAAGAAGCGGAGGAAGUAUCAAAAGAAGGCAGCGAAGUGUCCUGAUCCUAGCCUUGCUGUCUGGCGGCCAGACAUCCAUUUUGCAUCGGUAUCGGAAACAUUUGAAAGAGAAGUUGAGAAUUUCCUCAGAGAGUGGGACGCUCAGAACAACACAAGCUACAGCAAAUCUGAACUUUCUUCUCAGAGGUUAAAAGACCUUCUGCAUUUGAAGUGGCAGCAAUCGCUCUGUGACCCAGGAGAAGCUGUUGGUCUCCUUGCUGCUCAGAGUAUUGGAGAGCCCUCCACGCAGAUGACUCUGAACACCUUUCACUUUGCUGGAAGAGGCGAAAUGAAUGUCACACUCGGUAUCCCGAGGUUGCGGGAGAUCCUGAUGGUGGCUACUGCUAAUAUUAAAACCCCGAUGAUGAGUGUUCCUGUACUUAAUACCAAUAAAGCUCACAAGAAGGUGAAGAGGCUGAAGAAGCAGCUUACCAGAGUAUGCUUAGGCGAGGUUUUGCAAAAAUUUGAUAUUGAGGAGUCUUUGUGUUUGGAGGGGAUGGUAAGCAAGCACCGUAUCUACACCAUCAAAUUUACUUUCUUACCAUAUGAAUGCUACCAGGAAGAGAAAUGUGUGAAGCCCAGGGACAUAUUGCAUUUUAUGGAGUCGAGAUUCUUUAAAAUUUUACUUGAAACAAUUAAGAGGAAGAGUUCUAAGUUGGCAUCUUACAAUACUGUGAGCACUCGAAGAGCAAUGCAGAGGGACUUAGAAGGUGAUGGGGAAGAUGGCGUAUCCCAAGAAAACCAGGGUGACGAUGAGGCUGCAGGUGAGGAAGGAGGAGGUGGAGGUGCUCCUGAUGCUGAAACAGGUGAAGGGGAUGAUGAUGCUACAGAUGCAAAAAGAAGAGCAAAGCAGGAGGAGGAGGUUGAUUAUGAGAGUGAUGAGGACAACGAGGUGGAUGAUGAUGAUAUUCCGGAUGAGGAAGAGACACCAGGGUUAGAUGAGAGGAGCCCAGAGGGAACGGAAUCUCAGGAUGAGCAUUAUGCGCCUUCCUCUAGUCAACAAAUUCGAAAUAAGAGGAAGAACUUGGAUGAAUUAGCACAGCAGAGAAUUAAUGCUGUGCAGGAGAGCAGCGAUUCCAUAGAGAGUUAUGCCUACGACAUAAAAAAUGAACUGUGGUGUAAGGUCUCACUGAAACUUCCUUUAACGAAGCAGUACUUUGACCUUGCCUCACUUGUGACAACUCUGGCAAACAACACUGUUGUCCAGGAGACGAAAGGGAUCACACGGUGUCUCUUAAACGAAACCAGCAAUAAGAAAGGAGAGAUGGUGCUCACUUUGCAAACCGAAGGGAUAAACCUCCCUGAGCUUUUCCGAUAUGCUGACAUUUUUGAUGUGAACCGGCUUUAUUGCAAUGAUAUUCACGCGAUGGCCAAUACCUAUGGCAUUGAGGCUGCCUUGAAAGUCCUUGAGAAAGAGAUUAAAGAUGUGUUUGCUGCAUAUGGGAUUGUGGUUGAUCCUCGGCAUCUCUCUCUGGUGUCGGACUACAUGUGCUUCGAAGGCGUUUACAAGCCACUCAAUCGGUUUGGGAUACAGUCCAAUUCGUCCCCCUUGCAGCAAAUGACAUUUGAGACGAGCUACAAGUUUCUGAAGGAAGCCACAAUGCAGGGCUCCCACGAUGAACUUCAGUCUCCUUCUGCUUGCCUCGUGGUAGGAAAAGUUGUCAAAGGAGGAACAGGCUUGUUUGAUCUGAAACAGCCUCUAAAAUAGUGCGCCUGCUUUUGCUUAACUUAAAGACUAUUAAACUUUUUUUUUCUAGAAAGAAACAUGCUGCUAUUUUUCUUUGUUUGAUUUUGGGGGUUUUCCAGCUGUCAUUGAAUGUAAAUACUACUGUUGACCUUAUUGAGUUGAUAACUACUUGUGCCUUCCGAUCUUCAGGAAUUAUAUUUAAUAAUAAUAAAGGUCUUGUGCUAUUCCCUCA